AUGUCGUUGGAGGAGGUGGAGGCGUCCGUCGCCUCACGCACCGCCCUUGAGGCGGAGCUCCUCGAGGCACCUGACGAACGCCGCGACAAGAUCCUGUGGAGGCUCCUCCGCGACGCCGUCGCCAAGCUCCCAGCCGCACAGUGGCGCCGCGGCCGCGAGAUCAAGACGCCGGGUGAGAUCGCUGACGGGCUGCUCGGCCUCUCAAACGACAUGCUCCUCGACGGCCUCCACUCGUCGCAGGAGCUGCUCUCCUUGAUGAUUGAGCAUGGUGGCUUCGGAGAGCCGGCAGCAGAGGAGGUGGAGGCGCGCGAGGCCGCAGUCCACGAGGCAAGCAAAACCGCCGUGCCGUCCUCAUACGGCACCUGGCAGCUGGCCCAACUGCAACAGGAGCGUCGCGCCGAGCGUCGCGCCGAGCGUGCGAGCCAGCAUGGAGAAGCCCCGCCUCGGGAGGGUAUCACCACCGCAUACCUAACGCAGCUGUUCUACUCGCCGCGCUUCUCCUCCCUAUCCUCCACAGUGCGCUUCGAGCAGUUGGCUGCUGUCGCGUCGCACGCGGCAGAGACUGCUUGCUUGACGCCCGGGAGCGGUGUCGCUGCAGCACCCACCUUCAUCAAGCCGCCAGGUGGACGUGGCGGCGAAGCAGGCGCACCGCCAGGUGCGUGGGAGUUCUGCACGGAUGAGGCGGGCGCAGAGCUCGAGCUGGAGGUUGAGCGGGGCGGGCCCGUGCCCUCGCGUCGCCGGCACGGCGCUACCUCGCCGUCGACGCUCAUCACGCCGGGCCUCCGCCGGUCCACUGGUGCUACGUACUCCUCGAUUGCGCAGCUCGAGCUGUAUGAUGAGGCCCGGCUGCACAUGCACACAAUGCUCGAGCAGCUGCCGCCGGACCAGCAGGCAGCGCGCUGCCUCGCCGAGCUGCGGUACCUGCAUGGCGCUGUCGCAAAGGUGCUGCGAGAUGUGGACCCCAGUGAAGGUGUUGGGGACGAGAAGCUGUGGUCCAAGCAGACUUCUCGUCUGCUGCGCUCUCCGCACCUGCAGACGCAGGUGCAACGCGUCCUCGGCAAGCUGGAAGGCGUAGUGGGCCUGAUCCUGGACUCCUCUCCGGGAGACCCGCUCGGCGACGACCACGCGCUCGAUGCGGUCGUGAAGGUGCUCGUUGAGGAGGCGCCAGUGGUGGCCGACUUUCUGCAGGUCACCUGGUGCUUAAAGCUGACUCCACGCAACCCGCUCGGCUACUUGCGCCGCGAGAAGGCGAAGCAAAAGGCGGCCGGCAGGCGCGGCAAGCCCGCAACAGGGUCGCGGCUCGAGGACCUCAGAGUGGCGGCGGCAGCAAAGAAGAAGGAGCGCACCAGCAGAGGAGCGGCCGGUGGGAGCGAUGCUGCGAGUGAUGCUGCUGCGACGCAGCUGCUCUCGACGCUGGCGCCCCUCACGGUUGUUGCAGAGGCAGUGUCACCCUGUGGCACCGGCACCGGCAGUGACGGCACCCAGCCGACUCAGCACCCAGCCGCCGCCGCUGCCCUCGGCCUCUUGCAGUUCGCUGCUGGCUUCGGGCUAGUGAUGUGCCAGCAGUGCGAGAGCGUGCCCGUCCAUGAGGAUUGCUGUACGGCCGCGUUCGCGCCGAUCCGCCCUCCUCUCCCAGUGCCGGCCGGCACUGCGCUCUGCCCUCGAUGCGCCGAGGCUCUGCGCGAAGCAGUCGAGGACGGCGGCGAGGACCCACCGCACGAUGUCGAGGCCGCUUUUGGCGCCCUCUCCGCGGAGGAGCCAUCUCUUCUCGUGCGUGUGCAGCGGGCCGGGCGCGGCCAUGCCGCCGCUGCAGUAAUCGACGACCAUCGCACCAAGCUCGAGCGCGCCCACGGGGCGACAGACGAGCAGCUCGCUGCAGAAGACGAGGCCGAAUUUGUGGCGCUGCGAGGCCACCUUAGUGCCCUCGCCGCAGUCGAGCACCUUCGCGGCUCCUCGCCCGACGCCGACGCGGCCGAGGCGGCCUUGCAGAGCUUGCGAUCGCAGCCAGGCGUCGACGACGAGCUCGUCAGCGACGUCGCCUUAGUCGUGCGGAAGUGCCGCCAGGGCUACGUCCUCUCUGCCCCGCUCCGUGCUUUCCGUGUCCGCACGGUCGAGUGCCGCGUCCGCGCUUUUGCGCUCGGACCGUUGCGCGACGCGCUUGGCAUAGAGGCUGCGCCUGCAGGCGGCACCAUGGCCGACGAUGGCGAGGCUGAGGAGGAAGCGGACGAGGAGGAGUGCUCCACCGACGCUGACGCUCGCAGCCGGGGCUGGCGCGACCGGUCCCGCCGGCUGGCAGAGGCUCUGUUUGUGCUUGCUUUCAACCAGAUGAUCGGCAACCAGGCCACGAUGCCCAACCUCAAGCAGCUCUUCCGCCUGCUCUCGCGCUUCAUGCACGAGCCGGACCGCCUUGCCUCAUUGCGCAGCCGCAUGCGUUGGUCGGCUCCGCGAGGUGCUGAGAAGCCGUGGCUGCGCUUGCGAGCCGUGCGACUAAGGUACAGCGACCGCGCGGUGGCCGCCCGUGCCGAGCUGGACGUGGUGCAGUCGUCGGACAACGCUUCCUUCUGGAACAUGGUGGCGCCAGGCGUCGGCCUCACUGAGCGCAUCAACUUGUGCUCCUGGACAGCGCUAGGCGAGUGGCACAUGCACCCGUUCGGUGGCCGCGACGCAAGCGGCCGCGAGCUCAGCCGGAAGGUUGGCAGGUUCCUCGUCACCAACGACGGUUCCGCCGGCUCGUUUCGCCACGUCGUCGUGCCGCGGCGCGGCCGCGGCGAGCUGUCAAGCACGCAUCUUCGCCUCCGCCUGCCCGACGACCGCGGCUUGUACGAUUCCCUCGAACUCACACCCUAUGACGGCACGGUCACCCACGCGGUCCUGCUGGCACCCACAGCAGUCAACCUGUCCGAGGCGCCAACGAUGCUAACGCACCAAUCCGAGGCCGAGAUGCUCGAACACGCCAUUCACGAGGAGUGGGCCGGGACCAUGCAGCUCCUCAUCUUCGACCACGGCGCGCUCGACAACGGCCCGGCCGAGGGCCUCCUCUCGUACAGCAAGAGCGUGCACUGGCCGCAGUGGACCGACGACAAGUCCGAGCUUCGAGUCGACCACGUCUUCCCCACCGCGCCGGUCGCCGAGGACUCCCUCUCCUCAGAAGGGCAGGCGGCCGUCGUCAUCGAGGAGGGGCUGCGGCACAACCAAACGUACCCCGGCUACUUCAACCGGCUACCAGAGGGCGACGGCCAUCGAAUCUUUCAUCAGGGCGACGUUGGCACGGAAAAGGUCACCCUCGGCCUGUUGCGGCGCGCUCGGCAGGCCCUAUACCGUGCUACCCUCGACGUGCGCGACCCUCGCUCGGCAAAGUUCGAGAGCGAGCAAGCUGCGCGCGCUGCCGUCCGCUUCUUCUCCAUGCUGGCCAUGCCAGACCACCUCCACGCGCCGCUGCACAACGGCAUGGCGCUCGUGAAGGGCUUCUUCAUACCGCACUGGAAGGUUGCGUCGCUAGAUCAGAUCAAGGUUCUCCUCGGUCUGUCUGGCAUCCGCCCGUCCAAGGAGGGGGAGUCCUACCGGCCAAAGCGGCGGCUGCUGAGGGUGUACAUGCUCGCGUACAACAAGAUGCUGAUCCGACGCUUCCACACCGACCCAGAGUACGUGCCGCCCUGCCACGAGCAGUAG
Messenger RNA from Emiliania huxleyi CCMP1516, 3669 nucleotides. RefSeq lists its product as hypothetical. The record is from RefSeq and is a predicted model, not a curated record. Lineage: Eukaryota; Haptophyta; Isochrysidales; Noelaerhabdaceae. The transcript has 7 exons. Bases 1 to 3669 code for a protein of 1222 amino acids.